AUGAUUACAGUUAUUGUACCAUCAUCAUCAUCAUCAUCAUCAUCAUCAUCAUCAUCAUCAUCAUCAUCAUCAUCAUCAUCAUCAUCAUCAUCAUCAUCAUCAUCAUCAUCAUCAUCAUCAUCAUCAUCAUCAUCAUCAUCAUCAUCAUCAUCAUCAUCAUCAUCAUCAUCAUCAUCAUCAUCAUCAUCAUCAUCAUCAUCAUCAUCAUCAUCAUCAUCAUCAUCAUCAUCAUCAUCAUCAUCAUCAUCAUCAUCAUCAUCAUCAUCAUCAUCAUCAUCAUCAUCAUCAUCAUCAUCAUCAUCAUCAUCAUCAUCAUCAUCAUCAUCAUCAUCAUCAUCAUCAUCAUCAUCAUCAUCAUCAUCAUCAUCAUCAUCAUCAUCAUCAUCAUCAUCAUCAUCAUCAUCAUCAUCAUCAUCAUCAUCAUCAUCAUCAUCAUCAUCAUCAUCAUCAUCAUCAUCAUCAUCAUCAUCAUCAUCAUCAUCAUCAUCAUCAUCAUCAUCAUCAUCAUCAUCAUCAUCAUCAUCAUCAUCAUCAUCAUCAUCAUCAUCAUCAUCAUCAUCAUCAUCAUCAUCAUCAUCAUCAUCAUCAUCAUCAUCAUCAUCAUCAUCAUCAUCAUCAUCAUCAUCAUCAUCAUCAUCAUCAUCAUCAUCAUCAUCAUCAUCAUCAUCAUCAUCAUCAUCAUCAUCAUCAUCAUCAUCAUCAUCAUCAUCAUCAUCAUCAUCAUCAUCAUCAUCAUCAUCAUCAUCAUCAUCAUCAUCAUCAUCAUCAUCAUCAUCAUCAUCAUCAUCAUCAUCAUCAUCAUCAUCAUCAUCAUCAUCAUCAUCAUCAUCAUCAUCAUCAUCAUCAUCAUCAUCAUCAUCAUCAUCAUCAUCAUCAUCAUCAUCAUCAUCAUCAUCAUCAUCAUCAUCAUCAUCAUCAUCAUCAUCAUCAUCAUCAUCAUCAUCAUCAUCAUCAUCAUCAUCAUCAUCAUCAUCAUCAUCAUCAUCAUCAUCAUCAUCAUCAUCAUCAUCAUCAUCAUCAUCAUCAUCAUCAUCAUCAUCAUCAUCAUCAUCAUCAUCAUCAUCAUCAUCAUCAUCAUCAUCAUCAUCAUCAUCAUCAUCAUCAUCAUCAUCAUCAUCAUCAUCAUCAUCAUCAUCAUCAUCAUCAUCAUCAUCAUCAUCAUCAUCAUCAUCAUCAUCAUCAUCAUCAUCAUCAUCAUCAUCAUCAUCAUCAUCAUCAUCAUCAUCAUCAUCAUCAUCAUCAUCAUCAUCAUCAUCAUCAUCAUCAUCAUCAUCAUCAUCAUCAUCAUCAUCAUCAUCAUCAUCAUCAUCAUCAUCAUCAUCAUCAUCAUCAUCAUCAUCAUCAUCAUCAUCAUCAUCAUCAUCAUCAUCAUCAUCAUCAUCAUCAUCAUCAUCAUCAUCAUCAUCAUCAUCAUCAUCAUCAUCAUCAUCAUCAUCAUCAUCAUCAUCAUCAUCAUCAUCAUCAUCAUCAUCAUCAUCAUCAUCAUCAUCAUCAUCAUCAUCAUCAUCAUCAUCAUCAUCAAACGACAUCAUAUGA
This is a messenger RNA of Schistosoma curassoni, 1536 nucleotides long. The record is from the annotation of a GenBank genome assembly. NCBI's taxonomy places the organism in Eukaryota, Metazoa, Platyhelminthes, Trematoda, Strigeidida, Schistosomatidae.